Molecule: messenger RNA, 10342 nt
Organism: Salvelinus fontinalis (brook trout)
Lineage: Eukaryota; Metazoa; Chordata; Actinopteri; Salmoniformes; Salmonidae
Product: phosphoprotein associated with glycosphingolipid-enriched microdomains 1-like
Exons: 7
Coding region: 5510-6928 (472 amino acids)
Biological process (GO): negative regulation of T cell activation; intracellular signal transduction
Cellular component (GO): plasma membrane; membrane raft
Source: RefSeq, a predicted model, not a curated record
CACACACACACACACACACACACACACACACACACACACACACACACACACACACACACACACACACACACCCACACCCACACCCACACAGUGUUAUACCACCCCUAUACAGUGUAUACCACCCCUCCAUAUAUAUAUAGGGGUGGUAUACCUACCCCUACCACCCUAUAGCUGUCAUCAAGGCAAAGGGUGGCUAGUUUUAAGAAUCUCAAAUAUAUAAAAUAUAUUUUGUUUAAUUUAUCUCUUAAACUUCUUCAGGAUUGGUGGGUCCCCUGCGGGACGGUUGAGCUAACGUAGGCUAAUGCGAUUAGCAUGAGGUUGUAAGUAACAAGAACAGGACACAGACAUAGACAUAUCUGGACAGGACACAGACAUAUCUGAUAUUGUCAGAAAGCUUAAAUUCUUGUUAAUCUAACUGCAUUUGCAUAGGAGCAGAGUGGCAAGAGGACUUUUCAUAUAUAUACACACACACACACACACACACACACACACACACACACACACAGAGUACCAGUGUAAAGUUUGGACACCUACUCAUUCAAGGGAUUUUCUUUAUUUUUACUAUUGUAGAAUAAUAGUGAAAGACAUCAAAACUAUGAAAUAACACAUAUGGAAUCAUGUAGUAACCAAUUUUUUUUUAAACAAAUCAAAAUAUUUUUAUAUUCGAGAUUCUUCAAAGUAGCCACCCUUUGCCUUGAUGACAGCUUUGCACACUUGGCAUUCUCUCAACCAGCUUCACCUGGAAUGCUUUUCCAACAGUCUUGAAGGAGUUCCCACAUAUGCUGAGCACUUGUUAGCUGUGUUUCCUUCACUCUGCAGUCAAACUCAUCCCAAACCAUCUCAAUUGGGUUGAGGCCAGGUGCUUGUGGAGGCCUCAACCCAAUUGUAUACCACCCCUACCUUGUCACAACACAACUGAUUGGCUCAAACACUUGAAGAAGGAAGGAAAUUCCACAAAUUAACUUUUGACAAGACACACCUGAUAAUUGAAAUGCAUUCCAGGUGACUACCUCAUGAAGCUGGUUGAGAGAAUGUCAAGCGUGUGCAAAGCUGUCAUCAAGGCAAAGGGUGGCUAGUUUUAAGAAUCUCAAAUAUAUAAAAUAUAUUUUGUUUAAUUUAUCUCUUAAACUUCUUCAGGAUUGGUGGGUCCCCUGCGGGACGGUUGAGCUAACGUAGGCUAAUGCGAUUAGCAUGAGGUUGUAAGUAACAAGAACAGGACACAGACAUAUCUGAUAUUGUCAGAAAGCUUAAAUUCUUGUUAAUCUAACUGCACUGUCCAAUUUGCAGUAGCUCUUACAGUGAAAUAAUACCAUGCUAUUGUUUGAGGAGAGUGCACAGUUUUGAACAUGAAAAGUUAUUAAUAAACAAAUUAGACACAUUUGGGCAGUCUUGAUACAACAUUUUGAACAGAAAUACAAUGGUUCAUUGGAGCAGUCUAAAACUUGGUGCACACACUGCUGCCAUCUAGUGGCCAAAAUAUAAAUUGCACCUGGGCUGGAAUAAUCAAUUAUGGCCUUUCUCCUGCAUUUCAAAGAUGGUACGAAAAAAAUACAUCAAAACGGUUGUUUUUUUCUUUGUAUUAUCUUUUAUCAGAUGUAAUGUGUUAUAUUCUCUUACAUUCCUUUCACAUUUCCACAAACUUCAAAGUGUUUCCUUUCAAAUGGUACUAAGAAUAUGCAUAUCCUUUCUUCAGGGCCUGAGCUACAGGCAGUUAGAUUUGGGUAUGUCAUUUUAGGCUAAAAUUGAAAAAAAGAGGCCAAUCCUUUAACACUUUUUUGGUUACUACAUGAUUCCAUGUGGGUUAUUUCAUAGUUUUGAUGUUUUCACUAUUAUUCUACAAUGUAGAAAAUAGUAAAAAAUUAAGAAAAACCAGUAGGUGAGUAGGGUAGGUGUGUCCAAACUCUUGACUGGUACUGUACAUACACACAGAUAUAUGCACGCAUAAACACACACAUAGAGAGAGAGAUGCAGUGCCCAGUCCUGAGCAACACCCAGGGCUGCCAGCCAUCUGGGCCACACAACCUCUCUGGCUUAUUAAAAUAAUUUGGGAGAAGGGUGCUAUUCCUCACUGGCUGCCCCCAGGUGGUUAGUGUAGGCAACAACAUAUCCACCACGCUGACCCUCAACACAGGGACCGCUCAGGGGUGCGUGCUUAGUCUCCUCCUGUACUCCCUGUUCACCCAUGACUCCAACACCAUCAUUAAGUUUGCCGACAACACAAUGGUGGUAGGCCUGAUCAGCGACGACGAUGAGACUAUUGGGAGGUGGUCAGUGUGUUGCCAGGACAACAACCUCUCCCUCAAUGUGAGCAAGACAAAGGAGCGGAUCGUGGACUACAGGAAACGGAGGGCCAAGCACGCCUCCAUUCACAUCGACAGGGCUGUAGUGGAGCGGGUAGAGAGAUUCAAGCUCCUCAGUGUCCACAUCACUCAGGAAUGAACAUGGUCCACACACACCAACACAGUGGUGAAGAAGGCAUGACAACGCCUCUUCCCCCUCAGGGGGCUGAAACAUUUGGCAUGGGCCCUCAAAAAGCUCUACAGCUGCACCAUCGAGAACAUCUUGGCUGGCUGCAUCACUGCCUGGUAUGGCAAAUGCUUCGAAUUUGACCGCAAGGUGCUACUGAGGGUACUGCGAACAGCUUAGUACCCAGUAACACUUUUUUGACUAAUCACAUACGUUGCAGCUGGUGUUCAUUAUCUGUCACUUUAUUCCUAGUUAUAUGCACAUGGAUUCGGUACUGGUACCUCUGUAUAUAGCCAAAUUAUCGUUACUCAUUGUGUAUUUAUUAUUGCUUUUAUUAUUAUGUGUUUUACUUUUCUAUUAUUUCUCUAUUUUCUUUCUCUCUGCAUUGUUGGGAAUGGCUCGUAAGUAAGCGUUUCACUGUUAAUCUACACCUAUUUUUUACAAAGCAUGUGAUGAAUAACAUUUUAUUUGAUUUUAAUUAAGCCUAACCCUCUUGGAUAGCAUUCAGGCAAAUAUGGCUUACGUGGGGAGGUUACUUAUUACAUGCGCAGUACGCAAGUUCAGUAGUGUUCUCUGAGUGAGGAGACUGCAGCAGGUCUGUAGCGCAUCGUAUGACCCUGAUUGCCUGCAUUGCAGUCUGUGUCUGCACUGGCUUGCCCCCUUGUGGCUAUUUUAAAACAUUGCACUACAUUGCAACAACUGCAUGAGAACUAAGCAGAUCUGUAAGAGCACAACAGUAACAGAUUGAAGCGCUAUAUGAUGGAUUAUUAUCCACUGUAAUGAUAUUAGAAUGUCUUCUAUUGGAUUCCAUUUUUGAUUUGAUUUAUUAGCAUCCCCAUCAGCCAACGCCAAUGACUACAGUCUUAGUUGGGUCCUACACAUAACGACAAAUAUAUUACAGACAAAAGACACAUUUUGCAUUAAAGGAUGAUGAUUUUAUGAUUUGGAUAGUGGCAACAUAACUCAAUGUAAUUACUAUAUAUACUAUAGUAUAUAGUCGUGGAAGAGCACUGCAAGUUACUUUUAUGACCAGUAUAGAAUGAUGAGAAUGAACCUGUUAUGGUCGGUAUAGAAUGAACAUGUUAUGUUCGGUAUAGAAUGAUGAGAAUGAACCUGUUAUGGUCGGUAUAGAAUGAAGAGAAUGAACUUGUUAUGGUCGGUAUAGAAUGAAGAAAAUUAACCUGUUAUGGUCGGUAUAGAAUGAUGAGAAUGAACCUGUUAUGGUCGGUAUAGAAUGAAGAGAAUGAACUUGUUAUGGUCGGUAUAGAAUGAAGAAAAUGAACCUGUUAUGGUCGGUAUAGAAUGAAGAGAAUGAACUUGUUAUGGUCGGUAUAGAAUGAAGAAAAUUAACCUGUUAUGGUCGGUAUAGAAUGAUGAGAAUGAACCUGUUAUGGUCGGUAUAGAAUGAACCUGUUAUGGUCGGUAUAGAAUGAAGAGAAUGAACCUGUUAUGGUCGGUAUAGAAUGAACAUGUUAUGUUCGGUAUAGAAUGAAGAGAAUGAACCUGUUAUGGUCGGUAUAGAAUGAAGAGAAUUAACUUGUUAUGGUCGGUAUAGAAUGAUGAGAAUGAACCUGUUAUGGUCGGUAUAGAAUGAAGAGAAUUAACUUGUUAUGGUCGGUAUAGAAUGAAGAAAAUGAACCUGUUAUGGUCGGUAUAGAAUGAACCUGUUAUGUUCGGUAUAGAAUGAAGAGAAUGCACCUAUUAUGGUCGGUAUAGAAUUAACCUGUUAUGGUCGGUAUAGAAUGAAGAGAAUGAACUUGUUAUGGUCGGUAUAGAAUGAAGAAAAUGAACCUGUUAUGGUCGGUAUAGAAUGAAGAGAAUGAACCUGUUAUGGUCGGUAUAGAAUGAAGAGAAUGAACCUGUUAUGGUCGGUAUAGAAUGAACCUGUUAUGGUCGGUAUAGAAUGAUGAGAAUGAACCUGUUAUGGUCGGUAUAGAAUGAUGAGAAUGAACCUGUUAUGGUCGGUAUAGAAUGAACCUGUUAUGGUCGGUAUAGAAUGAAGAGAAUGAACCUGUUAUGGUCGGUAUAGAAUGAACCUGUUAUGGUCGGUAUAGAAUGAUGAGAAUGAACCUGUUAUGGUCGGUAUAGAAUGAUGAGAAUGAACCUGUUAUGGUCGGUAUAGAAUGAAGAGAAUGAACCUGUUAUGGUCGGUAUAGAAUGAUGAGAAUGAACCUGUUAUGGUCGGUAUAGAAUGAAGAGAAUGAACCUGUUAUGGUCGGUAUAGAAUGAACCUGUUAUGGCCGGUAUAGAAUGAAGAGAAUGAACCUGUUAUGGCCGGUAUAGAAUGAAGAGAAUGAACCUGUUAUGGCCGGUAUAGAAUGAAGAGAAUGAACCUGUUAUGGCCGGUAUAGAAUGAAGAUAAUGAACCUGUUAUGGCCGGUAUAGAAUGAACCUGUUAUGGCCGGUAUAGAAUGAAGAGAAUGAACCUGUUAUGGCCGGUAUAGAAUGAAGAGAAUGAACCUGUUAUGGCCGGUAUAGAAUGAACCUGUUAUGGCCGGUAUAGAAUGAACCUUUUAUGGCCGGUAUAGAAUGAAGAGAAUGAACCUGUUAUGGCCGGUAUAGAAUGAAGAGAAUGAACCUUUUAUGGCCGGUAUAGAAUGAAGAGAAUGAACCUUUUAUGGCCGGUAUAGAAUGAAGAGAAUGAACCUUUUAUGGCCGGUAUAGAAUGAAAAGAAUGAACCUUUUAUGGCCGGUAUAGAAUGAAGAGAAUGAACCUUUUAUGGCCGGUAUAGAAUGAAGAGAAUGAACCUUUUAUAGCCGGUAUAGAAUGAAGAGAAUGAACCUGUUAUGGUCGGUAUAGAAUGAAGAGAAGGAACCUUUUAUGGCCGGUAUAGAAUGAAGAGAAGGAACCUUUUAUGGCCGGUAUAGAAUGAAGAGAAAGAACCUGAGUCAGAUGUGGAUCAGAGGUGUCUUCCUUGAUCAAUGACCUUGUGCACUAUUCUUUUGAUGCCACUGCGUUGAUGUUUUCUCCCCCCCUUGCUAGCAGGUCCCCUGUGUGUGAUGCCCUCUUGCUAGCAGGUCCCCUCUCAGUGUGUGAUGCAUCAUGGCUCCGGUGCUCAGUGCCUUGUUAGGGCCAGGGGUCGCGGGGUCAGGGGUCGUCAUGGCGACAUCGUUAGGCAGCGAGCCGCUGGUCCUAGUGGUCACCCUGAUGGCCAUCUCUGCCAUCGUGCUGCUCUCACUGCUACUGCAGCUGUGUGCCAGCUGCCAGGGGCAAAAUAAAUCCAAUGGGCGCCCAGGAGACCAUGAGAACCUCAUGAAUGGAGUGUCUGAGAGAGAGACAUUUACCGGAAGUCAAUCUGUGGACAGCCCAGGGACUGACCUAGUGGUGAGCAGUUCACACAACGGCCCACUAACCAGUGGUACAGUGUUGACAGACACCCAGGACAGCAGUCCCCAGCCCUCUGAGGAGAUGCUGUCCAGCCAGUCAGAGCUGCGGAGCUCCAAGUGUCCCCAGGACCGCGAGCUGCCCAGCAUCCCACCCAACAGCGCCCUGGAGGGGAUGGGAUCCUCCAGCGAACCCCCUCUACCUGUCUCUGGAGACGGCACCUAUGAGGUGGUGAAGGAGAGAGGCGGCAUCUUAACGGCGUCCCGUGACGUGAGCGUUGAAGACUCCCUCUACGAGACGGUCAAAGAGCUGAAGGACCAUCCAGGGAGCCUGGCUGUAGGUAUACCCAACGGACACGGUACUACGUCCCCCUUCAGCCCCGAUGACGACCCUCACCACCUCCACAACCACCUACCCCCUUCCCACCACCGUCCAGCCCUCCACAAUGGCCACCUCAGCCCCUGCAGCACCCCGGAGCGGGGGCCCCUGUGCGCGGGAGUGGAGUACGCCUCGGUGGAUCUGAACAAGAAGAGCCGUUACAGUGCAGACCUGGAGGCCAGGCGCUCAGCCACCAUCGCUGCUGCUGUGGGCCCCACAGAGGAGCCCGAGGAGGAGGACAGACCCCCGCCUGUACCUGACAAGGUGCUGGAUGAGAACGACAACCAGCCGACCAUGAUGGACGCAGGAGGGGUGGUGGUAGUGGGGGCAGCACUUCACAACGGAGAGUUGCUCUCUCCCUCACCGGGGCUUCACAACCAUGUGCUGUCGGAGAACGAGCUGUCAGACAUGUACUCCACAGUGAUGAAGACACACCUAGACGUGGAGGAAAAGGAGAGUGACUACAGCAGCAUUGCUGAGAUCAAAGGUCUGGUCCCUGAGUCGUCCUCCAGUGAUCUCUACGCUACUGUCAGGGACAUCUACCCCCAGCUUGGAGAGGGGGAGUCGGACCCUCAGGGACCCCCUGGGGACCUCCAGGAGUCCCCUGCAGAGAGCAUCGACCCGGGCUAUGAGAACGUCUGCCUCACUAAGUCUGGUAGUGGAGAGGACUUGGGGCUGAGGAACCAGGUUCAGGAGCCAGACUAUGAGAGUGUAGGUGAGCUGGGCCUGGGGUUGAACAGGGAGAGUUCCCGUCUCUAACUGGGGAGUAAAGCUCCAGUGUGGGGCCUAAACCUGAGCCCCACCCUCAACCCCAGCCAUUAGCCUAACUAAUAGCCCCACCCUCAACCCCAGCCAUUAGCCUAACUAAUAGCCUCACCCACAAACCCAGCCAUUAGCCUAACUAAUAGCCUCACCCUCAACCCCAGCCAUUAGCCUAACUAAUAGCCUCACCCUCAAACCCAGCCAUUAGCCUAACUAAUAGCCUCACCCUCAACCCCAGCCAUUAGCCUAACUAAUAGCCUCACCCUCAACCCCAGCCAUUAGCCUAACUAAUAGCCUCACCCUCAAACCCAGCCAUUAGCCUAACUAAUAGCCUCACCCUCAACCCCAGCCAUUAGCCUAACUAAUAGCCUCACCCUCAACCCCAGACAUUAGCCUAACUCCUAGCUUUACCCUCAACCGCAGCCAUUAGCCUAACUCCUGGCCUCACACUCAACGCUAACCAUUAGCCUAACUCCUAGCCUCAACUUUACCCAGCAGCCCUGAUGACAGGAACACCUCAGGGCUCUGAACUUCAACCUUCAAACCUACUGCCCAUCACCAAUUCAGGGUUUCCGCCCACUACCCCCUCAGUGCAGUUUGGGUGUGCCCACAGCCCAGGGAUAUCUGAUUGAAUAUCUAUAAUCUUAACUCUCUAUCAAUUCAUGGUGCCCUUAAAUUACAAUGUACGUACUCGGGGUGCUAUUAUAUCAGUAUCUGAACUAUGAAAUCAUCGUCCGUUUUGAAGUUAUUGGCGUCCGUCCACUUUGAUGUCGCUUCUCACUCUUUAUCAUGGUGCACAUCACUGAAGAUUGAAGGUUAGCUACAUUAUCAUGCGACUGCUAUCAAUGUGGGAAGGAAGUACAAUAUUUCUACAUUAUCCAUCACCAUCAUAAUUACUUCCUCAGACUAUAAAAUAGUACAUUUCUCAACAUUUAUAACCAGUCAUUACGAAUUCAGUUUAUUUUAUAAGGCUGGUGACAAGCUGACUGGCCAGUGACACUUUGUCAGUGCCUUGUGAUUGAAAACCAAUGAGUCUUUGUGCCAUAAUGGCGUUCUAUAAGGCACUUAUAAAGGUAUGAGGAGAAUGUUUCCCCACAAUGUAAUGUCACUUUUGAUAUCAUCUGUUCUCCCUUCCUAGUGCAACAUUUCAUUCAGAACAUCAUGAUAAAUCAGAGAUAUGAUAGAUAUGUGUACUUGCAUACUAUUGUGAAAUAAGUAGCCUCAAGUCAGGCAGUGUAGACGGCUGAACUCUAAAUGGAACGGCUUGUUAUAGUUUCUAAAACAUUUUUUAUUUGAUUUACAUGUCAGCCUUUUAUUUUUCUUCAUCAAAUUCCUAUUUAUUUGAAGAUGGUGGAUCAUUGUGUGAUUAAGGGAUAUCAGGAAGUGUGUUUGUUUAUGAGGGAAACUUGAAAAGGUUUUGUACAUAGGAUAAACAAAUGAAUAAGUGGGUUACCAUGGUAAUAAAGUAGUAAAGGUACUCAUGAAUAAUCCAGACUUUUUAAAAAGGACUUAUUCAUUCAAACAAAAGACGAACAAUGGUGAGACCAUAUCUAUCAAUGUUGUUGUGAUUUCUUGUGUGAAUUGUUCAACUCAGUUGUUGUUUUCUCUAUUUCUUCACAUGAUUCAAAAUGUAUUUCAAAUACUUAUAUUCGCUCAAUGUGACAAUAUGCAACAGCAAAACGGUGUGUUAAUGCAGCUGUAUUGAUCAAGGUGUAUAAUAUGUGUUUGUAUGGCGUGUUUAUGCUUACCCUGUAGGUACGCAUACUAUUGAUACGGUGGAAAAGGAUUUUAAAGCACAAAGUGUCAAAAAACAUUAUGCUACUGCUUCUGUGCAGAGCUUAUAGCAACAACUACAUCAUACAUACAUAUAACCCAUCAUGUGCACAAUUAUAAUAUCAAAUGCUUCUAACUUAACUAUUUGAACAAGCACUAUUAAGGUAACAUGUGCUGAUGACAUGCUAACCGAGGGUUGUAUAAAGUUAGAGUACUAUUUCAUUAAGUCAGCUAAUGUAUGAAUUUGCAAAUGGUAAAGUAUAUUUUGUAGUAUGUAUGCAUGUGAUUUGGACUGCUUAAAAGUGGCUAUAAAAGCACAUACAGUAAAACCAUGAUGUCAUUUUAAGGGAAUACAUUUAGGCUAGCUGUAAGUAUGCCCCUUACUCAGAGUGACCUAACUAUUGUUGAAAAUAUACAGUGGUUGAUUGAAUGGUGGCGUAUGACAGUUUGGGGUUUCUGUAUUCUGUUUAAAUAGGACACCAUCUCAUUGGUUAUUUUGUUCUGUUUUAUUCAAGUAUGGUACAUUGUGUUGGUACAGGCAUUUUAAAACAGAAAAGUCAAAGUUGGUACUUUUUAAUUUUUUUAAAGAAAAGUGAAUGAAUAUUGUUGUUUGGUGUUUAUUUUCAAACGAACUGAGUAAGUUGUGACUAAGUAACUAGCUAUUGCAAUGAUGAUAUCUGCAUUUGACAGUUAAACAAUAAUAUUGUCUUACUUUUCCUCCCAUUUCUCUGUUAUCUCAAUAUUGCACAUUAUUGGUGUAUGCAGAGUGAGUGAGUGGAUUUCAUUACACAUGCAUGAGCUUGAAUGAGCUUGUUGACGACAAACCAAGCGCCCAGGUUGACUGAUAUUAUAUUCACAAAUGAAAUCCAAUAAGAAGAGAAAGGACAGUUCCCACUAAAUUAGCAACAAUUGAUAGACAUGCAUUAAAGAUGAUAUACAUUUCAGAUGUCCUUUAAAGCAAGGGCCCUGCAUAUGAGGUUUUACACACAUUUUAUAGAGUGUAAUUGUCAUUUCAUUAAUGUUAAAUCGCAAAAAUAUGACCUUUUAACGACCAUUGUUCUCCCCAACAGAUUCCAGAUUAGUUCAUGUAGCAGGAAAUGCUUUCAUUUAAACCUAAUAAUGUCUAUGCAGAUGCCAUAAAAGGCUUUUAACAAACGGUUUGUCAAAGAGGAACAUUAGUGCCAAAUCUCACAACCAAAGGUACCACACACAGACGAGCGUACGCAUACACACUCAUAUAGGAGGGAGUGGGUUGUGGGGGGGGGGGGUAUGGAGAGAAAGUCCAUCAUAGCACCCUCUCAUUCAGCCCACUGUAAUAAUGAGACAAUACAUUCUCAACAAGCAGCAGAGAAUUCCUUACCAUUGUCUUUCAUUAUGGACGCUGUGUCCCAAAUGGCCGCCUAUUGUCUCCGUAGGUCACUACUUUUGGAAAGGGCCUAUAGGACAUUGGUCAAAUGUAUUUCACUAAUAAAUACUAUAGGUAUAGGGAAAAGGGUGCAAUUUGGGAUGCAACCAGAGCAAGGCUUUCUUUGACAGUUAUGUGCACAUCUGUCAUAAGAUUCUAUCUGGUUUCCUGUGUAUGCAUGAAAAUAUUUUAUGACCAUAAUUCAAAAAUAUUAAAAGAUGUAUAACGAGUAA